Messenger RNA from Aspergillus japonicus CBS 114.51, 1483 nucleotides. Its product is annotated as ArsA family ATPase. Gene Ontology annotation, biological process: post-translational protein targeting to endoplasmic reticulum membrane. Gene Ontology annotation, molecular function: ATP hydrolysis activity; ATP binding. Gene Ontology annotation, cellular component: GET complex. Bases 250 to 1290 code for a protein of 346 amino acids. The record is from RefSeq and is a predicted model, not a curated record. NCBI's taxonomy places the organism in Eukaryota, Fungi, Ascomycota, Eurotiomycetes, Eurotiales, Aspergillaceae. The transcript is spliced from 3 exons.
GCUGUUUCUUGCGCUGUACAUGUACGACUCUCAAUCAUUGUUGCUGUAUAGAAAGAAAUACCACCGUGCCUGUCACUUACUUCCCUCGACUACUAGCGUGGAGUGACGCAGCUCUUCUUACGAAACUUCUCGAAUCCCACCGACCGCCUUAUCCGAAGGUUUCAGGACUCUGCGGGGAACCCGUCAGUUACGUGACCAGAUACACAACCAAACCCAUAGUCUCAAUCCUUUUCUUUUUCGACCCCUACCAUGUCCUCCGCUGUCGUGCAUAGCGACGACCUCAUGGAGCCCACGCUCCAGUCGGUCGUCAACCAGAAAACCUUGCGCUGGAUCUUCGUCGGUGGUAAGGGAGGUGUCGGCAAGACUACGACCUCCUGCUCGCUUGCGAUUCAGCUGGCUAAAGUCCGCAAGUCUGUUCUGCUUAUCUCCACCGACCCCGCGCACAACCUGAGCGAUGCCUUUGGACAGAAGUUUGGAAAGGAGGCUCGACUGGUCGAUGGCUAUACCAAUUUGAGCGCCAUGGAGAUCGACCCCAAUGGCAGUAUCCAGGACCUUUUGGCUACUGGUGAAGGCCAGGGAGAUGAUCCGUUGUCCGGGAUGGGUGUGGGCGGCAUGAUGCAGGAUCUAGCUUUCAGCAUCCCCGGUGUUGACGAAGCCAUGUCCUUCGCGGAGGUCUUGAAGCAAGUCAAGUCCCUGUCCUACGAGGUGAUCGUUUUCGACACUGCGCCCACCGGCCACACUCUCCGCUUCCUCCAAUUCCCUACCGUCCUCGAGAAGGCUCUCGCGAAGCUGUCGCAGCUGUCCUCCCAGUUCGGCCCUAUGCUCAACUCUAUUCUGGGCUCCCGUGGAGGUUUGCCCGGCGGUCAGAACCUCGACGAACUGUUGCAGAAGAUGGAGUCUCUCCGGGAGACGAUCAGCGAGGUGAACUCCCAGUUCAAGGAUGCCGACCUUACCACCUUCGUCUGCGUCUGCAUCGCUGAGUUCCUGUCGUUGUACGAAACCGAGCGCAUGAUCCAGGAGUUGACCAGCUACAACAUCGACACCCAUGCUAUCGUCGUCAACCAACUGUUAUUCCCUACGCAGAGCAGCGCGUGCGAACAGUGUAACGCACGCCGAAAGAUGCAGAAGAAGUACCUUGAGCAGAUCGAGGAACUCUACGAGGACUUCAACGUUGUCCAGAUGCCUUUGUUGGUUGAGGAAGUAAGAGGCAAGGAGAAGCUUGAGAAGUAUGUGAUGACCCAGCAGUGUCCGAGUAGCUCAGGCACACUAAACGUCGGUGCUAAUUCAUGAAACAGGUUUAGCGACAUGCUUGUGAACCCAUAUGUUCCCCCGGAGGGCAACUAACGGAUGCGGGACGAUUCUUUGCAUGAUAUUUUGUUGCAAGUAUGCCUUUUGUCUGGAUGAGUCACGAAAAGAUCAUAGACAGUAAUGCAAGAAGCGUUUUGGUGAUUCUGAAUAUUAAUUUUACCUUCUUGAGCUGGGG